Molecule: messenger RNA, 6464 nt
Organism: Rhinolophus ferrumequinum (greater horseshoe bat)
Lineage: Eukaryota; Metazoa; Chordata; Mammalia; Chiroptera; Rhinolophidae
Gene: IBA57
Product: iron-sulfur cluster assembly factor IBA57
Exons: 4
Coding region: 82-1152 (356 amino acids)
Cellular component (GO): mitochondrial matrix
Molecular function (GO): protein binding
Source: RefSeq, a predicted model, not a curated record
CGCCCGCCCGCCGCCAGGGGCCGUUGUGGCGCCCGCCCACCUCCCGGGCCGCUCCUUCCCGCCACCUCACUCGUGCCCAAGAUGGCGGCCGCGGCGCUUCUCCGGGGUGCGGCUCCGGGGCGUGGCGGCCUGUCCUGGCGUUGGCGGUUGCUCACGGUCCCGAGGCACCGCCUAGCCCACGGCUCGAGCCGUCACGGCGGCGACGCUGAGGGCGGCGCGGCCUGGGCCUGUUUCCCGCUGGGCGAACGCGCCCUGGUGCGCGUGCGCGGGCCGGAGUCGGCUCCUUUCCUCCUGGGGCUGCUGACCAAUGAGCUGCCGCUUCCGGGUCCUGCGGACGGUGCCGCGUCGACCCGGGCGAGCGCGGGUUAUGCCCACUUUCUCAACGUUCAGGGACGUACGCUGUAUGACGUCAUUCUUUACAGGGUCCCCGAGCGCCCCGACCAGGCGCCUGCCUUCCUCCUGGAGUGUGACAGCUCGGUGCUGGGCGCGCUACAGAAGCACCUGGUGCUGCACAAGAUCCGGCGGAAGGUCACAGUGGAGCGGUGCCCUGAGCUGUGCGUUUGGGCCCUGCUGCCCCCCUCCCCAGAAGAGGCAGGUAGAGCUGCACUGCUCCCGGGGCAGGAGAGUGCUGCCAUCCUCACCCCAGACCCCCGCACUGCCUGCAUGGGCUGGCGGCUCCUCGCUCAGGAUGAGGGCCCCGCCCUGGUACCUGGGGGCCGGCUUGGGGAUCUCCAGGAUUAUCACCGGCACCGGUACCGGCAAGGCGUUCCCGAGGGAGUCCAUGACCUGCCCCCAGGAGUGGCCCUGCCCCUGGAGUCCAACCUGGCCUUCAUGAAUGGCGUCAGCUUCACCAAGGGCUGCUACAUCGGCCAGGAGCUGACGGCCCGUACCCACCACAUGGGCGUCAUCCGUAAACGCCUCUUCCCUGUACAGCUCUUGGGCCCCCUCCCUGUGGGUGGCAUUGCCCCCGGUACUACGGUGCUCACAGAGUCUGGACAGGCUGCCGGCAAGUACAGGGCCGGCCAGGGGGACGUGGGGCUGGCCCUGCUGCAGUCAGAGAAAAUUAAGGGCCCUCUCCAUAUCAGAACCGCUGGGAGUGGCCGGGUGGCCCUGACUGUGUCUGUGCCGGACUGGUGGCCCACAACCAAGUAGCUCAGAUGUCCCUAUACUCCCACACAUGCAGGCUGUCUCGAACUUCCCAGAGUGGCCCCGGGGGACAUGUACCGUUAGACAGUCCCUGAGUGUACAUGGGCUCCUGGGGCUGCAGGCAGCCAGGCAGGCUGCGGUGCCAGGCCUUGCAGCCCAUCAUGCUUCGUGCAGACACCGGCCUCUCCUGGUGGCUCUGUGCUGGAUGUAGCAGGAGCAAGCCCUGCGUCCACCCUUGCUGCGUGGAGUCCCAGCUUCCAGCAGACCGGGACGAGGUUCCAAACCAUGUUGACCUGGAGGUCGUUUGUCCUUCAGCCGAGGACAGAGUAAGGAGCCACACUCCUGGGCCUUCCCUGCUGCCCGCACUGCUCAGCCUGCUCAGGGCGGGCAUGGGAUGGAGGCAGUGCAGCCUCUGCAGAUGGCAUGAGACAGGUGGCUCUGGGAAUUAGCUUCCGUGUGGGUUUGGGACCUGUCUUAGGGCAGGAGUCAUGUGCAGUGCUGGCGUCCGUGCUAGAGGUGUGUGCCCUGCCCACCAGCCCCACAAAAGGUUCUCCGAAGUGUACUCUGCCCGGGGCGUGGAAGGCCUGGCACCUUGUCACGGCAGGAGCCACAGCUCCAUAGUAUCAGCUCCAUGUGGCCUGGGCAGCCCCUCCUCAGCGACCCCGUGUGAGCUCAGUGGGCCGUGUGCAGGGAGGAGCUCCCGCCUGGUUUACUGUUGCGGCUUUCUGAUGUGGCAAGGGUACCACUUGCUUCCCCCUUUAAACCAUUGAUGUCCUUUCUCCCACUGCACUGUGAACGUUGUGUUUAUCGGUGACCCACCGAUGCCCCAGAGCGGCUAUUAAAGGUUGACCCACAAGUGGCCCAUGUGGAAUUCUGGUUUCAUUUUGGUUGGAAGGCUCUGGGACUUGGUUUUGGACAGACUAGAUACAUUGAGAACCUCUCCCUUGAACAGCUGAGCACACCGGGUAACAUAUUUUAGAAUUCCUGGGUUUCCUGGGCUGACAAGAAGGUAAGAAUCUGGGAUAGUGAGGGAGCACCAGGACUCUGGGGGCUCUGAGCUGUGGUCCGCAGCCCAGCGCAAGGAGGCAGCCAGGCCCACCCCGGGAGGAGGGCUACACCGGAAGGCCACAUCCUGGUGCCAGGCAGGGCGGCAGGACCCCAGCAAGAACCUGUAGCCAAAUGCAGCUUGGAGUUGCCCCAGGAGGAGAUGGGGGCGCCCGAGGGGGAGGGGGCCCAGAGACGCAGUGGGGCAUUGAAGGUGAGAGAGAUGGGGGUGCAGACCCCACAAGGCAGUGCUGCCCCCCAAUAUCGAGAGCAGAUGGUCAGGCAGGUGUGUACUAUCCUGACGCACAUCUCCUGAGGUGGACAGAAUUAAGGCAGGUCAGCUUCUGCACAGGAACGACAUGGUCCUCACAACAUAGAAAUUAAGGACUCAAGAGCCCCUGUGCUGAUGGCGUGGUGGCCGUCCCACCCCGGCCAAGACCAGAACAGCCACCUGUCCCAGCUCUGCCUCUGGCACCUUCUUUGCAUGUUUUCUUUUCCUGACAAUUGGGUGACGUAGAGGUGAGAUGCUAAGGGGAAACUGCAUCACCGUUCAGGAGCACAUGCGACGGGGCAGCUGCCGCCCCCGGGGCUGGUCUUUACAGAGAUGCUGAGCCAGCUCAGGACUCCAGUUCCCUCUGCAGCUGUGUGACCGCAGCCUGGAGGCCCGCCUUGCAGACCAGGCUGCCCUGUCGGGUGAGUUGUCAGAAUAGGGGAGUUAGUUGAUGUUGGAAAAGACACCACAUAUUUGGUGUUAGAGGAAAAAACCCACAGAUUCUGUCUCACCAUUAAUUGGCAAAUCAAGUCACCAAAAGUCAGUAAAGAUAACAUAAUAACAGAUGGACAUGCUUGAUCUAAAGCAUCAACUGUUGCACUCAGUGAUUAGAGAAUACACAUUCUUAUCAAAAACACAUGGAAUAUAAGAAUUAACCUUGUUCUUGGCCCUACAGAAGGUUUUCAUACAUUUCAAAGAGUUGGUUUCAUAAAGACCAUAUCCUUUGACCACAAUUCUAUUGUUGACUACAAUAUCAAAAAGCUAACUAAAAAUCCUUAUUACACUUGCUUCUAAAUACCUCAUGGGUCAAAGAUAAAAACUGUAACAAAUUAUAAGCUACUUAGAAAUGUAAUAACAGUUAAAAUACAACAAAAUUUGGUUGUGGAUGUAAAUUUAUUAGGGGUUAACUAUAGCUUUAGUCAUUUUAAAAAAGACUGAAAAUCAGCUAUGCCUCCAACUUAAGGAGUUAACAAAAUAAUAGAAUAGACUCAAAGAAAGUAAAAAGAAGAAAAAUAAGAAGUGAAACCCAAAACAGAUGAGCAACAAAGCCAAAUAUUUUGAGAUCAACAGGAGGAUGGGUGUGGGAGGAGGGCGAAGGGGAGGUAGGCGGGGGUCUGGGGGCCCUCCCGCUGCCUGGCCUUCGUGGGAACCCCUCUCCUCCAGGACUUCUGCGUCCUCAGCUGUUGACUUUCCAGAAAUGCUCAUUUAAAACACACAGUUUGUCCCAUUUUCUUUCAGGCUUGUCUGUGCAUUGUUUCUCUGUGUGGCUGAGAUCAUACCAUACAUAAUAGUUUACGGUUUCGUGUUCUGUGUUCUUUUCCCGCAUAGCAUGAAUGCUUUUCCCUCUGUCGUCACCAUGAAUGUUUUUGGUGACGUGCAGUGAUAUCGCUCUGUUUGCUCAGCUAGGCUACUGAUGGAUAUUAGGUGGGUUUCCUUUGUUCUUUUCUUUUUAGGUAAAUAAUGCAUGCUAUAAGUCUUCCAGAUAGAUCUUGUGAGAUGAUUUCCUCUUGACUCACAUUUUAGGUGACUUGGUCAGCUGAAGGCAUGGGCGGGAUGCUGGCACCCUAGUGGGUGGCACAUGACCAAUUGUGUUCUUUUCACUGGUGCAAGGAGCGUUUAUAAAUAGCUUUGAGAAAAAUUAUGGAGUGGGAAGGCUGAGACUGAGUUGGAUGGAGACCCCAUUUUAAGAGGCCGGUCCCCAGAGCUGAGGGGAGGCAGCCGGUGGGCACCAGAACCCGGAGUCUCAUGCCCUGCUGGGGGAGCCCCUUUCUGUGAUGCUUGUUUAGACCUGCUUUCUCCACCAUUUUAUUUUGAAAACAUCUAACACACAAAGUGAGAGUUUCAUAGUAAACACCCAAUGGACAUGCCCGAUUCUUGAUGAGCUGCUGCAGACUAGGCUCCUUCGGGUGUCAGUUCCCCCCAUCGAGUCCUGCCUUGGCCCUUCCUAUUUUUCGAUGCGUUUCCAACCAAGCAAGUGCAGACAUCAGCCCCUCACACUAACACCUUUGUCAACAUCACUUACGGUUCUUUUUUCCUCUUGGAGGUAAAAGUUCCAUUCAGUGAGAUGCACAAAUCCUGCUUGACGGACUCUGAGAGAUGCAUACAACCGAGCAUCUCAGACCGCAGGAAGGUCUGGAACAUUCUGUCUCUGGCUGUGACAUCUCUCUCCUACUCCUUCCCAGUGUGUCGCUGUGCCCCAACUACCACAGAUACGCUGCCCAUUAGGAAGUUUCGUGUGGGUGCAGUCCCGGGGCUGCACCCUCGCUCAGGCCACCCUCUCAGCAUGGUUUUGAGAUUCCCUGGUGCUGUGUGUCCCCACUGUGGUCCUUUAUUGCCAACUAGUGCUGUUGGAUGGGUGGACCACAGCUGCUUCUAUCGAGGGGCCCCUGCGAUGUUUGCAGUUUGGGCUGUUCAGAGGAAACCAGCUCUCAGCAUACCAAUGAACCGUGGCCAGACUGCCUAUAAAAAUAGAACUCUGCCCCACAAUCUGCAGCCACCUGCCUAGGAAACCAGCCCACCGUCCCCAGCAGCCCACCUGGGAAAUCGGCUGCCAUGAAUCACCCUUGCGGGAUAUCAGGCUGCUGCCUCUUGUGACAGACAAUCCAGGACGCACGCUUCCAGUCAGCCGCCAGCUCCUGGGGCCACAGCCCGUCAGGGCACACCUGGAGCCUUCCCUGUCUCCACCGGGCUUGUGAGGAUCUCUUCUCAUGAGUGACGGUGGCCAACUCCAUUCCUGCAGUGAGCUCUGAGGUGUCACGAAUGCUGUGACGAUUGGACGUGUCAUCCCAUCUCCCUAGUCACGGUCUGUCAUGUAUAUACACAGGAGAAGCCCGGUGGAGCACUGUCGAUAUGCAAAUUUGAGCAAAUUACUCCAGCCCCUGUGCACCUAAGGUCGCGCUGCUGUAAAAGGAGAAAACACCAUGGUGGGGGCGGGGGGAAUCCAGGAAGAUCUUGACGUGAAGCCCUGGAAAGUGUUACACAUCUUGGUUUUCCAUACAGGUCGUGUGCUGGCUUCACCUGCAUUAUUCACAAGUGAGUCAAGCAUCAUAAACAUCUUCCCUUUAAAGCUUACAAGGGAACUAAACCCUCUCCGCUGAAUAUAUAACUGCAUCUUUACGAGGGCUUGUAAGGUGACAUGAGGGACACCCUGGGGACCCACUGGUUUUGCAUCCACUUCCCUGAGGAUGGGAGUGACGGUCCGAGGGCCACAGUGAUGGAGAAUGAGUCACGGCCCGGGCACUCUCCAAGCAGGGGUCUCCCCAGACAGACACUUAAAGCCUCAGGGGACCCGGUGGGCGAUGGGAAUCCACUCCUACAUCACGGUUUCCUUGGUUGCAGCAGGCACAUGGAUUGUUGAUACACCAUGUCGGACGGUGUGUGCAGUACACCCUGCAAGAACAGGAAUACCGAGGAGAGUAGACACCCUGUAAAUGGCAAGAGAUGCACUGGGCCCUGGGAUCCAUCCCCAUGCAAAGGAGUUGGGUGUUUCUUAAAGAGGAAGAGGUCUGGAGCUCCCAUCUCCUGGGACUGAAGACACAGGCCUGUCCUCCACUUGAAUUGUGGGGACAAAUGAAACAGAGCAGAAAAAGAGGGUGACUGUGGAGGACACAGGACGGGGAGGGGGGCGACUGUGGAGGACACAGGACAGGGAGGAGGACAUUUUUUCUUUGUAAAAAUGAUCAAGAGCACACGUGCACUUCCUCCGGGCCUCACUUCUUCCAGGAGAGCUGGCCAGCAUGGAUGUCUACUUUGGGCCUUACACCACCGCCCAGUGCAUCUGGUGUGGGUCCCCAGGGCCGUGCUAUGUUGACUGUGCCCCUUCUGGGAUUCUCCUUCCUCACUGUGUGCUAAGGACCAAAUGUCUCCCCUCAAAUUCACAUUUGAAGUCCUAACCCGCAUGUGACCUAAGAAGCGUCCCUUAGCAAACACCCAUCUGCUAGCACCUUCAUCUUGGACUUGCAGCCUCAGGAACUGUGAUCAAUAAAUGCUGUUAAAGUCCCCA